Rhododendron vialii is the source of this 1803-nucleotide messenger RNA. RefSeq names its product adenylyltransferase and sulfurtransferase MOCS3. NCBI's taxonomy places the organism in Eukaryota, Viridiplantae, Streptophyta, Magnoliopsida, Ericales, Ericaceae. Gene Ontology annotation, biological process: tRNA wobble position uridine thiolation. The record is from RefSeq and is a predicted model, not a curated record. Bases 209 to 1621 code for a protein of 470 amino acids. The transcript has 11 exons. Gene Ontology annotation, molecular function: adenylyltransferase activity; thiosulfate-cyanide sulfurtransferase activity; URM1 activating enzyme activity. Gene Ontology annotation, cellular component: cytosol; cytoplasm.
UUGCCGCAAGGAACUCCUCUUGGCCGCUUGAAAGCGUGAUUGCCAUAAUUUUUUAUUUCUUUUUCUUGUUUUAUCAGUACUCUACUCGAACCGCGUCCAGUGUAAACCCGCACGCCGUUAUUCUCGUUUAGGGUUUAUCCCGAUCUUAGUUCACCAUUCCAAAACCCUGCGAACUUAGCUACUUCCGCAGUCCCUUCAGAGAAGAGCCAUGGAGUCCAACGGAGCAGAAGCGUCUCGAAUUCGCCGCGAAAUCAACAGCUUGAAGUCGUCGAAGAUCGAAAUUGAGCGCCGUAUAUCAGCACUCGAAUCUCAGCUUCGUGAUAUCGAUGGCAACAAGGACGAGCCCAGUACCAAUUCGACUAGUCCGUGCUCUUCUCUGUCGACUAACGGUGACUCAGGUUUCGGACAUGGACUGUCACCUGAUAUGAUAUACAGAUACAGUCGUCACCUCCUUCUCCCUUCCUUUGGUGUUCAAGGCCAAUCUAGUCUCUUGAAGACUUCAAUCCUAGUUGUUGGAGCAGGAGGUUUGGGAUCACCGGCUCUGUUAUACCUUGCUGCCUGUGGUGUCGGUCGCAUAGGUAUCGUCGAUCAUGAUAUAGUUGAGUUAAACAAUCUGCACAGGCAGAUCAUCCAUUCCGAAGCUUAUAUUGGUCAGUCGAAAGUGGAAUCUGCAGCUGCUGCUUGUCGCUCGAUUAACUCCACUAUUCAGAUCGUGGAAUACAAAGAAGCUUUACGCACAUCUAAUGCCUUGGAAAUUUUGAGAAAAUAUGACAUAGUAGUAGAUGCAACAGACAAUGCACCAAGCCGUUACCUGAUCAGUGAUUGUUGCGUGGUAUUGGGAAAGCCUCUUGUAUCAGGUGCAGCACUAGGAUUGGAAGGGCAGCUUACGGUUUACAACUACAAUGGAGGUCCAUGCUAUCGGUGUCUAUUUCCUACUCCGCCACCAACAACAGCAUGUCAAAGAUGCUCCGAUAGUGGAGUUCUGGGUGUUGUUCCUGGAAUUAUUGGCUGUCUCCAAGCCCUUGAAGCUAUAAAGGUUGCAAGUGGUGUUGGUGAACCACUCUCAGGGAGGAUGCUUCUUUUUGAUGCUCUGUCUGCACGUAUUCGUAUUGUCAAGAUCAGGGGGAGAUUGUCACAAUGUGAAGUUUGCGGAGAGAAUGCCACAUUCACAGAACAACAAUUUCGAGAGUUUGACUACGAGAAAUUCACUCAAUCUCUCCUGUCCACGUCUCCAUUGAAGUUGAACCUUCUUCCGGCGGAAGCUAGAAUAAGCAGUAAAGAAUACAACGAGAGAGUUGUUAAAGGCGAAGCGCACGUAUUGGUUGACGUGCGGCCCGCACACCACUACAAAAUUGUUUCUCUUCCCAAGUCCAUGAACAUCCCACUGUCGAAUCUGGAGGCUAGAUUGUCUGAAUUAUCUUCAGUGUUAAAGAAGGAUGAUGAGCAGAGUGGAAGUGAUGGUGUUUCAGCUGCUUCUCUGUAUGUGGUUUGCAGAAGAGGUAACGAUUCACAGAGGGCCGUUCAGUACCUUCACAAGAUGGGUUUCACUUCAGCUAAGGAUAUUAUUGGUGGGCUUGAGUCAUGGGCUCAUGAUGUGGAUCCAACUUUCCCCACCUACUAGUGCAACAUUCUUUUCUUUUAUAUCAUGGGAAACCUUUGGAAUUGUGAUCUGUUUUGGGUUUUUUUUACUUCUUGUAGCCCUUUGAGCGUUAUAUGGUACUAUUACAAACAGUUUGAUGCCUAAGUUGUACGUACGAUGUUUAUCUAUUGCCAAGAAUAGCAAAAGCUCAAGUCACUUAUAAA